GGCCGGGCGGGCACAGCGGCGGCGGCGCCAUGAGGCCCGGGCAGGGGCACCGAGAGUAAGUGCGGCGCGCGGCGGCGGCGGCGAGGGCGCGGCCCCACCGUCACCACCUCCUCCUCCUCCUCAUCACCAUCCUCCGGGUCCCGCUCGCAGCGCGGCGGGACCGCCGCGGUUCAUACCCCCUCCCCCCCCGCCCCACGCCUCACCAUUGUCCUUCCCGGGUGUCCCCUCCCCCGCCCGCUGAGGCAGCACCGUGUGCCCACCCGCCCCCUGUCGCGACACCCGCCGCAUGUCGCGACGGCGGCGCCCGCCCCGCCUCGCCGCGGUCUCCCCCGCGCCCGGGGCCCCCGGCAGCCCCCGCUGCUGUCCCCGGGCCCCGCGCACACGGCCCCGGGUCGCGAUAGCGCGCCAGCCGCCGCGACAGCACGGCCCUCCGCGGGAAGGGGGAGUGCGGCCGCAGUGCGAGCACGUCCUUUGUGUGAUUCUUCCCCAAGAAAAGUGUCUAUUUGCGAGAGGCUCGCAGGCUGCUGUGGGCUGGAGGGGACCUCGAAGCCCGUCUUUGCCGCGGGCAGGGAGCAGGUAUCGCCAAUAAAUCAUCCGUGGUUUUUAUUCCCCGACCGGUGUUCAAGUGUCUGAAGAAGAAGAAGAAGAAAACUGCAGGGCUGGACUCCAGUUCUCAGUGCGCUCGUGCAGCAAAGUGCUGAGAUGGUUUUGGCUGUGCAGCGUGUGAACCUCCCCACAGCACCUGCGAGGGCUCGCCGGCAUCUCUCACCCUCCCCUGGUAGCUCUGGGUACAAGUUCAGGUCGCAUUCUCAAGAAAAUACAAGUUUUUGUGGAAAACUUUUUGCAGCAAUACUUUUUUCCUCCUUACUGCACAAACCCGGUUCUUUGUUGCUCCGGCCGCUGCGGGAGAGGAGGGAGCUGGGAGCUCUCAGGAGAUAAGUGUGCAGAGGAGUGAAUGCCCCAUGUUGUGUUAGUGCCUGUCUGCCAUGCUGGCCUGUCUGCCAGGACCAGGCGACCUCUCCUUUCAGCUUCUUUCUUACACGCAGAUGAACACUGGACUUCAGAAAUGGGACACUACACAGAAAAUGAGAUCUGCACAGUAUCCUACCCCAGCAGAAUUGGAUGCUUAUGCUAAGAAGGUCGCCAACAAUCCACUGACUAUAAAAAUCUUUCCGAACAGCGUCAAGGUUCCCCAGAGGAAACACAUUCGCCGUACUGUGAACGGACUCGAUACUUCGGGCCAGAGGUACAGCCCCUACCCAUCUCAGGCCACCACAAAAACGGGCCUGCUGGCCAUAGUCAAAUCCCCAGCGAAAGGAAUCAUCAAGGACUUUGACGGGACGCGCGCGCGCCUGCUGCCGGAGGCGAUGAUGAACCCCCCCUCCACGCCCUACGUUGCACCAAGCACUUUAUCCCACCCCCAGGCGCUCGCUCGCCAGCAGGCUCUCCAGCAUGCACAGACUUUGCCGCACCCCCAGAGCAUCCCGCAGCACCCUCAGGGUAUUCCACAGCCACCCAGCUUACCGCACCCUCAGGGGAUCCCGCAGGCGCUGCCGCACCCGCAGAACAUGCAGCAGCCGCAGGGCUUGCAGCACCCGCAGCCCAUGGCACACCAGACCCUGCAGCACCCCCAGAACCCGCUGCUGCAGCCGGGUUUACAUGGAGGCAGAAAGAUGCCGGAUGCAGACGCGCCGCCGAAUGUGACCGUGUCUACCUCAACCAUUCCCCUCUCUAUGGCUGCCACCCUGCAGCAGAACCAGCCACCGGACCUGAGCAGCAUUGUGCACCAGAUUAACCAGUUCUGCCAGGCCAGAGCUGGCAUUAGCACUACCUCAGUGUGUGAGGGACAGAUUGCAAACCCCAGCCCUAUAAGUCGCAACCUGCUUAUCAAUGCAAGUACCAGGGUAUCUACUCACAAUGUCCCUACACCCAUGCCUUCCUGUGUAGUAAACCCUGUCGACCAUGCUGCUGCUGCUAUUCCUCCUGCCUCUGUUAAUGUGCCCAUGGUCAAUAUUAACAGGGUGCCACCCGCCUACCAGAACGAAAUCAAAUCGGUUGCGUGGAACCAGCACCAGCUUGCACAUCUGCAGCAAAUGUGUGGGGAUGCUGCUGGGCCUGCUGGACUCGCAGGGAAGCACCCUCAGAGAGAGAUCGCAGGGCAGAGUUUCCCUGGCAAAACUUCCAACUACCCUCAAGAACUGUGCAUGGGCCAGUCCUUCAGCUUGAAGCCCCCCAUUGAGAAGCCUACGCCUUCUCCGCCUGUGAACGGGUUGCAGGGACCUUUGCCAUAUACCAAUGGGCACUAUUUCCAGCCCCUCUGGAAUAACAUCCUGCCCACGCCCAACAGUGACAGCUCUGGGUCCCAGGACCUCACCAUGCCUUUCCAUGGGGGACAGCCAGCAGGAGCGACGCUGGAUUGUGCAGGAGGAACUCAUUACAGAGCUGGAGCUGGCCCAUCCAGCCAGAAUAAUGUGAUGCAGACCAUGGAUUACCUAAGUGGGGACUUCCAGCAGUCCUGCUUCCGAGACCAGAGCAUGGUGCUGGGAAAAGUCCAUCGGCCUCCCAUGAACCGAGCACCUGAACCAACCGAUAGUCGAAAUCUUCAUAUUCAACACCCAGGGUAUAGAUAGGCUGCAGUCACUUUCACAGACAAAAAAAAAAAAAUUAUAGGUUUUAGUCUUAAUUUUAAUUAAUAAGCAAGGCGUUUUUAACUUGCAAACUUGUGUGAUCAUUAUAGUACCCAUUGGAAGAAGACAUACUGUAUAUCUAAAGAGCUUUGCUUACAUGUUAUCUCUCUCCUUUAUGCAUCAAAUAUUUAACAUGCCUUUUGUGUCAAAGAAUUUCAUUACACUACUUCGCGCCACAGCUGUUUCCUCACUGCAGAGUCCCCCUUUGUACAGCUUUUUUUUGCCUUCUGCUGAGCAGCUCCUCGCUGGCCUGAGGUUGGGUUGCUGCAGGGUUUUGCAGCCGCAUCUGUGCUCCGGCGAGAGCGAGGUAGUGUAGCUGCUUCCAUUUCCAUCUCAAUUUCCUCACAAGAUUAAGAGCAACAGAAUUUUGUCAGGGAGUAGGGCUUGUUUUCAACUCAAAAGCCCAUUUCAUUAAUGCAUUAAACAUUGACCAUUUGCACUGUCUAGAGGCCUGUGUAAUUGAAAAAGAGCCUAUGUUUGAAAAGAGCCUGCUAGGGGUAUGUAUUUAGGCUUUAAUAGAGGGAGAAGCUUUUCAGCUGUUUCUUGCCCACGUUUAUAAUUUAGAUUUUGUCCAAAGUCAAAAGUCUCUGGCAGAUUUUUCUGACGCUUUCUGUUUUCUGGACAGGGUAUGAGGAGGGGAACAGCGGGUUUGGGAUGGAGGCAGCCACGGGGAGCUGCCUUUCUUCGUGUUCCCCCUCCCCACUGCCCUUCCACCAGCCUCAAAGCUCACGUUGUCUGAAUCCCUCGCUGCUAGGAGUCUGGCCAGCCUCGUGUGAAGGGAAUCCAGACCCACUGACAACUCCAAAAAG
This is a messenger RNA of Passer montanus (Eurasian tree sparrow), 3496 nucleotides long. RefSeq names its product family with sequence similarity 222 member B (gene FAM222B). NCBI's taxonomy places the organism in Eukaryota, Metazoa, Chordata, Aves, Passeriformes, Passeridae. The coding region runs from base 987 to 2630 and encodes 547 amino acids. The record is from RefSeq and is a predicted model, not a curated record. The transcript is spliced from 4 exons.